AUGUUCUACUCGCAGUACAUUCUCGCCAAGCGCGGGCCGCUGGGGACGAUCUGGAUCGCCGCGCACUUGGACCGCAAGCUGCGGAAGAAUCAGAUCGCGGAGACGGACAUCGUCUCGUCAGUGAAAUCCAUCAUUAACCCCGACGCGCCGCUGGCGUUGAGGCUUUCGGGACAAUUGAUGCUCGGGGUGGUUCGCAUUUACAGUCGCAAGGUGAACUACUUGUUUCAAGAUUGCUCCGAGGCGUUGGUGAAGAUCAAGCAAGUUUUCCGACCUGGGACGGUUGAUCUGCCCGCUGAUGCGGCGACGGCGCCGAAUGCGACGAUUACGUUGCCGGACAACUACGACGACUUGGAGUUUUUCUUCGACCCGGGCAUGGCGAACGGCGCGACGGGACGAGCGAGCGUGAGCAGAGAGAACAUCACUCUGGCGGAU
Molecule: messenger RNA, 432 nt
Organism: Ostreococcus lucimarinus CCE9901
Lineage: Eukaryota; Viridiplantae; Chlorophyta; Mamiellophyceae; Mamiellales; Bathycoccaceae
Exons: 2
Biological process (GO): replication-born double-strand break repair via sister chromatid exchange; mitotic sister chromatid cohesion; synaptonemal complex assembly
Cellular component (GO): cohesin complex; synaptonemal complex
Molecular function (GO): chromatin binding; protein binding
Source: RefSeq, a predicted model, not a curated record